AUGGCACGCCCAUCAAAAAUCAAACAAAAGACGGGCAAGAAGCCGGCUGCCGGCCCGAACCCCUUUGGAAUGACGUACAGUCGGCAAAAACAUUCGGUGCUUGGCACAAAACGGAAUGUCCCCGGGAAACCUAUCCAGAAAAAGAAGGAAUCGCUGGCGAUGCGAGAAAAGACGCUGGCCGUCGAAGUGGCCAACCUCCACAAAGCCAACAAGAUUGUCGACAAGCGCAUUGGCGAGAAGAACACCAAAUUGACGGCCGAUGAACGCUCGUCACAGCGAUUUAUUGCCCAGCGAAAGGUGGCAACCUCCAGCAAGUUCAACUUGGCGUCAAACGCAGAUGAAUACACCUUGACGCAUGGCGGCCGUGCCCUGACCACCAUUGAGAAGUUUGACCGGAUGGAAGGGUCGGAUUCGGAGGAUGAUAACGGAGCCCUGAGUGCAGAGGUCGUGGCUCGCGCGAAUUUCGGUGGAGGUGAUGUGCCAAUCAAUGGAGCCGAAGCGCGAACCGGAAACUCUCGCGCCGACGUCUUGCGCGAAAUGAUUGCCAAGUCGAAAGCCGAGAAAGGCGCCCGUCAAACGGAGAAAGAUCAACUUCUCGAUGCCGUCGAUCGGCUGGAUGCUAAUUUCGCUUCGAUCUCGCAGAAACUAAAGCCGAAGAAGCCGCGCGAAACUGUCAAGCCGAAGGCUGCACAAAACGACGCGUAUGACAGAACAAUGAACGAUCUGAAAUUCGCGGCCGAACCGAAGGCGACACCUGUUGGAGCAGCACAGGAGGGCAUGCUGGUCCCGUCACAGGCCGAGCUCGAGCAGCUACAAAAAGGGAGCAAAAUGGCUACAAGAAGUACGGAAGACCCGUUGACGGGAGGUCUAAAUGCUGCGCGUGAAAACAGCAAGAUCAACGCACGCCGCCCUGGAGCUGAUGUCACAUCCCUUCCUCCUCCAAAAUCAACAUCCCGAAAGCAAGUACGCUUCUCGGAGGAUCCCGAGGACCCGGCCGAUGGCGAUGAUGCGGGCGCGAUGACCUCGCUGCAAAUCCCGCCCCGUUUCAACGACUGGCAAAAUGUGCUGCUCAGCCAAGCCAGCGAUUACGAAGCCAUUAUCGAGACGGUCAAAAACAUGGCCAAGGCCCACCAUCCAUCGCUGAAAGAGGGGAACAAGGCGAUUCUGGCUGUUCUUCUGUCCCACCUCAUCAGUUACUACGUCAGCACAAUGGAGAGAUACGAGCGAGCCGAUGCGACGGGAAGAGCGGAGCUUUCCGAAUUUGCUCUCAAAUUGUCAGACGUCAUCUACGAAUUGAACAAGGUGAUCCCCGAACAUGGAGCCGAGCUUCUACUCAAUUUCGUCUCCAGGCAAGGCAAAGUAUCGCUUGAUGAUGAGAAUUCACGCAACACCUGGAUCGUCGUCCUGAGGCUUCUCACCCAGCUCUACGAGAUCGGCGCGACGUUCCAACCAUUGAUAGAACUUGGCAUCACACUAAUCGAGGAUUCGUUCGCCAGGGCACAAACCGCCCUCAAACGACGCACCAUCCCCUACAUUCAGCUGGCCGAGAUUCUCGCAGAUAUUGCCGCCAAAACAAAAAGGCAUUUCCCGCAGCUGCUCGCCGUUUUGACCGCGGCCAUCUACCAGGCGUGCCCCAUUAGCGCAUUGGAGGGUGUGAAAUCUCCUCAUCCAAUUUUCGGGCGCGACAAGCAGCUGUUUUAUAUGACACAGGCGGACGACGCCGAGACGCAUCUGAUUCUUCGUUCAGUCUUCAAAAUGGUACAACGAUUGAGUCUUCUCAGCGCCGCCAGCCACCCCGAAUCCUUCAAGUGUGCUUUCAGCCCUAUUGCCCGAAUGCUUCCACUAUUACCCGUGGCCAACUACCCUCAAGAACUGAAGGACAUCGUCGAGGAGAUUGGCGCACAGCUGAACCAUGAAAUGACGGCUUGUGGACAACAGAUGCCGCUGUCUCGAGGAGAAGCCGCAGUCCCAAUGCUGAAGAUGCUGGAACCGGUGUUUGAGGAAGAUUUCAACCCCGAGCACUCAAAGUGGGGCAGCAAACAUGGCCAUGCGCAACAGACGAAAAAGCUGCAGCAACAAGUGCGAAAGGAGCGCAAGGGAGCCAUCAAGGAAUUGCGCAAGGAUUCCGCGUUUAUCGCCAAACGUGCACGAGUCGUGCAGAAGCGGGAUGACAGCGUGCGCAAGGAGAAGGUGAAGCAGUUGAUGAGCGGCCUCCAGGGACAACAGAGCGAGCACGUCAAGGAGAAGAAUGCCGAGAAGAUGAACAAAAAGAAGGGCGGUUUUCGCAAGAAG
Molecule: messenger RNA, 2292 nt
Organism: Mesorhabditis spiculigera
Lineage: Eukaryota; Metazoa; Nematoda; Chromadorea; Rhabditida; Rhabditidae
Source: the annotation of a GenBank genome assembly